Molecule: messenger RNA, 4940 nt
Organism: Panthera uncia (snow leopard)
Lineage: Eukaryota; Metazoa; Chordata; Mammalia; Carnivora; Felidae
Gene: NSUN4
Product: NOP2/Sun RNA methyltransferase 4
Exons: 6
Coding region: 2721-3728 (335 amino acids)
Biological process (GO): rRNA methylation
Cellular component (GO): mitochondrial large ribosomal subunit
Molecular function (GO): methyltransferase activity
Source: RefSeq, a predicted model, not a curated record
GAUCAGUCCCCUGAGAACACCGCGUCCCUGUCCCCGAAGCCCUUACACUGACCAGCAGACUUACCUGUGUUACUGUGGAUACCCUUCAGCCCUGGUAACCAGCCCUGUGACUUCCCCUCCUCUUCCUCAUCGGCCCUCAGGAACCAGCCCAGUGACUUCUCCCACCCUCCCUCAUGCGCCAUUGGAAACUGGCCCAGUGACUCCACCUUCUGUCACUCAUCAGCACCCAGGAACAGAUCCCAUGAUUUCACCUUCCAUCGGUCCUGGGUCCCAGGGAACUUGCCCCAUCAUGUCACCUUCUCUUACUCAUAGGCCCCUGAGAACUACCCUCAUUAUGUCACCUCCUCUUGCUCACCGGCCCAUGGAAACUAGACUUAUAGCUUCCCCACUCCUUUCUCACAAGGUUUUGGAAACUGGGAUGUCCCCUCUGCUCUCUCCCUGGUCCUCAGGGAGAAGUUAUAAUGACCCUCCUCUUUCUCCAGCAUCUUCCCCACCCACUGGCAGCUUUUACCAUGUCCACCUUAAGCCUCCAGACUCUUGUGAGCCUAAACCACAGCUUGACCUGCCCCUUAGGAAAAAUUUCUGUGGCUCCCCACUUUCUUCUCAGGCAGGUACAUCUGGCUCUCCCAGCUCACCUCAGGAGAGCUCUUAUCACUGUUCUCAUUUUUCUCCAGAGGCCCAUGUACCUGCCCCCGGUAGCCCUUAUUGUGCCAUCCGCCUAUCCCCUAAGAGUACUGGUUCUCUUUGCUCACCCCCGUCCCAGGCUCCCAUAAAGCCUUGCUUGGAGUCAAUUUUAACCUGGGAGACUAGUGGGAACUCUUACCUCUUGGUAGAGUCAGGCACCCCGAUUUCUUGUGCCCCCUGUGCUCCCUGUCCUCCUUGUCCUUCUUGUCCCCCUUGUCCCCCUUGUCCCCCCUGUCCCCAGGAACCACCUCUUCCCCUCUCCUCUUGCUGUCCUUAUACUGUCGUCUCCUUCCCUUCACCCCUGGGCAACCAGUUUAUAUCUCCAUCCCAGUCACCCACCUGCGGAAGCUGUAAUGAACCCCCUCUCCCUACCCCAGUUUGCCCCCAAGUGAAGUCCCCCAAAUCCUCAGAGUUAAAACAACCAUGUGCUCUCCACAGAUGUCGCUCCCUGGUCAUCCCUCUCCAGCACACUCCUUUUGACCAGCCCAGGGCCCCUAAGGCCAGCGCCUCCCCUCCACCACCAUCCCGCCCUUCUGGUCCUUCUUGUAUGGUGACAUCCAUUACCACUUGCUCAAAUCCCUGCCCCAAAGAAAUUCCCCAAGGAACUACCUUACCUACUGUGAUCCCUAGGACCCUCAAAUCUGUUAUCCCCACUUGUCUUCCCCUUUGCCUUCCUUUUGGUACUGUCUCACCCAAUAGUUAUGCUCAGAGCAGCCCCCAUGGAUUCUCCAUAGGACCCCCAUGCAGUACCCAUAUAUAUCCUGUGGUUUCCUCGACCCCUGAUCCCUGCCCACUCCUUGCUUCCCUCAAUCAAUCCAUUUGCCCCUCUCAGUGUCAUAAACUGCCCAUGGUGCCCCCCUGUGGCAUCUAUAGCACUUCCAGGGGCCCAGCCCAACCUUAUCGCCAGCCUGUGGCACCUCCUUGUUCCACCCACAUCUAUUCUUUUAUCCCUUUGAGAACGCCCUUUGAUCCUCAAAGUUUACCCAUUGGCCCCCAAACCCGGUGCCACCCCGAUACUAUGCCCUGUGGCUUCCGCGUCUACUCUGUGGCUCCUCGAGUCUCCUGCAAAGAGUGCCCCCAGGUACCCUUCGGCUGGCCUUUGCCUUCAUCCAAGACUUCCAGCUGUAGCACUAAUGUCAGCCGUAGCUUAACCGUUAUUAGUGAAUGCCAGAGCAGUGCCAGCCAGAGCAAGAGUUCCCGCCAAAGCAGAAGUCAGAGCCAGAAUGAGAAUACCCACCACCCCUGCAGAAGUCGAAGUCAGAGCAAGAGUCUCCAUCCUCACAGAAGUCAGAGUCGGAACAAGAGUCCUAGUCGAAAGAGAAGUCGGAGCCGGAGCAAUAGUUCCCACCAAAGCAUAAAUCAGGAUAAGAGCGAGUGUCAUAGCAGAAAUCAGGGCCAGAGUGAGAGCUCUCCAUGUAGCAAAAGUCAGGGCCAAAUCAAGAGUGGCCUCCAUGGCAAAAGUCGGAGCCGAAGCAAGAGUUCCUGCCAUGGCAAAAGGCAAGGCAAGAGCAAGAGUCCCUCCCACAGCAGGAGCCGGAGCAAGAGUCCCUGUCCCAGCAAAAGUCGAGGCCAGAGUGAGAGUCCCCACCAUAGCAGAAGUCAUGGUGGGAGCAAGAGUCCUCGCCAUAGCAAGAAAUGAGGGCCAGAGGAAGAGUUCUGACCAAAUCAAAAAUGCAGACCAGAGCAAAAUUCAUAGACAAUAACAGGACUGCCAGCCAUAGCAAGCGCCCAGCUGUGGCAACGCGGAUAGACCUGAGGACUCCUCAGCUGAGGUCUUCAUUUUCCUCGUAAUCUGUGUUUAUGCUCUGCAAGGUUGACUCAUGUCUCUCUCUGCUACCUCCAUAGAAGUCCCCAUUUUGGCUCACACCUCAAGGUUUCUGUGAGCUCCCUUUAUCCCAUGUUCCUGGGGUAUAAGAACUCCCCGAAUGACCCUCAACCCUGUGAUUCUGAGCAUUAUGGUGUCAGCCACUGCAUGCCAUUAGGCUGCCACAGAGCCCAAAUUUCCUGCCACCCAACUGGCUCUGCAGAAUUUUGACAUGACCUACAGUGUGCAAUUUGGUGAUCUUUGGCCAUCCAUCCGGGUCAGUCUCCUUUCAGAGCAGAAGUAUGGUGCACUGGUCAAUAACUUUGCUGCCUGGGAUCAUGUGAGUGGAAAGCUGGAGAAGCUGAGUGCCAGGGACUUUGUGAAUGACUCCAUCUCCCAUGGGGAACUGGAGCCUGAGAGUGGCCAAACUGCAACUCCAUCCCUAGCCUCUGGGACCUGCAGCCCGAACCUUCGAUGCUUCACUUUCGCCAGAGGGGAUGUCAGCCGGUUCCCCCCUGCCAGGCUUGGCAGCCUGGGUGUCAUGGACUACUACCUGAUGGAUGCUGCUUCCUUGCUGCCUGUCUUGGCCCUUGGCCUGCAGUCUGGUGACACUGUGCUUGACUUAUGUGCGGCCCCUGGGGGAAAGACACUAGCACUGCUUCAGACUGGCUGUUGCCGCAAUCUCGCUGCCAAUGAUCUGUCCACUUCUCGAACAGUCAGACUACAGAAGGUUCUUCACAGCUAUGUGCCUCAAGAUAUCAGGGAUAGGAAUCGAGUUCGAGUCACCUCAUGGGAUGGCAGGAAGUGGGGAGAACUGGAGGGGGACACCUAUGACCGGGUGCUGGUGGAUGUGCCCUGUACCACAGACCGCCACUCCCUUCAUGAGGAGGAGAACAACAUCUUUCAGCGGUCGAGGAAGAAGGAGCGGCAGAUGUUGCCUAUGCUUCAGAUGCAGCUGCUCGCGGCUGGACUCCUUGCCACCAAACCAGGAGGCCACGUUGUCUAUUCCACCUGCUCACUCUCGCAUUUACAGAAUGAGUAUGUGGUGCAAGGCACCAUCGAGUUCCUGGCCAAUCAAUACAGCAUCAAGGUUCAGGUGGAAGACCUGAGUCACUUCCGAAAGCUUUUCAUGGACACAUUUUCUUUCUUCCCAUCCUGCCAGGUUGGGGAACUGGUAAUCCCAAACCUCUUGGCCAAUUUUGGGCCUAUGUACUUUUGCAAAAUGUGUAGGCUGACAUAGCAUCACCCGGUUCCCAAAGUCCUGGGGUAGGAAGGUAAAGGGUAUACAUCCAUAGAGGCACCAGAAACCAAGACCAGUGGCAAAGAUGCACUCUGGGUCCUAUCUCCAUCAUGUUGAAGUCUUUGUGUAGACAAUUCUCAGCAUUAGAAAGUAGGAGUUUUUCUGUCCUACUGUCCAAUUAUGGAGCAUCAGCAGGUUUCUCACUCACUUAUUGUACCCCCUUCCCCCAUUUCUAAGCCUGUGCUAAAGGUUCCUGCCCGAUUAGGGGCUUAGGAGGAAGAGGAGCCAGUGAGCAGGCCCACACUUUAAGCUGUAAACUUGGGGAGAAGCAUUUAGCCAAUAAAAUUAUUGAAGUUCCAUAGAGCUGGGGCUGUAGUUGGGGCCUCAUGUCAGUCCAAGUACUGUUAGUUCCAUUUUUACCAGCUGCUGCUACUGAGCACUAGCUCCUAGGGGUCCAAAGCCCAGGAACUCAGCCUGGUUACAGACCUCUGGUUACAGAGCACCUCUCCCAUUUGAAGUGAGUUCUGUGUGAUCAGUCUUCAGCAGCCAAUGGGCCCAAACAAGCCUCCCUAAUUUCUUCAGAUGGCCCAUGAUCUAAUUUAAGGAACAAGCAACUAAAAACGUUAAGCCAAUGCAUGAUAAUCUGCUUACUUAUACCGAGAAAGCUCUCCCGAGCUGCACAAUGGAAGCCACUCCUCCUGCUGUCCACAGCACUGCUGCCCAAGGUGGCUGGGGAAGCUGCUUCUGCCACAGGGCUGUGCUCCUCUUCUGUGUGUUUCUCCCAUUGUUCAUUCAUCUAGCAAGUGUUCCUUGAGCUCCUGUGUGACAGCUCAGCCAGGGAGCUGUUGGAGGUGUAGCAGUUGGGACUGUGGGAGGUGAGACCUCCUCAUCCUUCUUCAUGCAGCUCUCCUUUUGCUUUCUGAGGACCUCAGCAGCUCCUAGUAUCUUCUUCUGUUAUGCUUUUGGUUUUGUUUUUCUUGUUCCUGGUCUGUGGCCAAGCUCUGGUUUCCAUUGUUCGGCCCACCCCCAAAUCCCUGAGCUCUUCCCUCUUCCCCAGUGUCACAGGGCCUCAUCUUCCAGAGUGUAUGAAGUUUGGGUCGAUAUUACAUCACUGCUGACUGCAUGCUAGUUAUGUUCUUUUUGUAACUUUAACGUAAAGAAGGUAAUCCUUUAAUGGCAUGGAUAUUAAAAAUUGCUUGGUCACUUGCAAAA